Messenger RNA from Ostrea edulis (European flat oyster), 1853 nucleotides. RefSeq names its product cleavage and polyadenylation specificity factor subunit 4-like. Gene Ontology annotation, molecular function: zinc ion binding; RNA binding. The coding region runs from base 869 to 1693 and encodes 274 amino acids. The transcript has 7 exons. NCBI's taxonomy places the organism in Eukaryota, Metazoa, Mollusca, Bivalvia, Ostreida, Ostreidae. The record is from RefSeq and is a predicted model, not a curated record.
UGGCAUCAGCCUGUUGUGUAGUUCAAGGUCUUCAGGUGUGAUGGCAACAUGACUGUGUAAGAUCUUAUACAUCAUCAGGAGUCUGGCCUUCUUCCUUCAAAGUUCCAAUCCCUCCAGCCCUAGUGAUUCAAGCAUUCCUGUCACACUUGAAUGGGUACUAUAGUCCCUGCAUAUCCACCUAGCUGCUUGUCGUUGGGUUCGUUCGAGAGGACUAGCAUCCUUCUUUUAGUGAGGAUCUUACACAGCUGAGCCAUAUUCCAUAAUGGAUCGCACCAUAGAGAUGUAUGCUGUCUUCUUGAUCUCUCUCCGGCAGCACUUGAGGUUCCUACGCAAGAAACCCAGCCCCGAGUUAGCUUUUUUGGCACACUGGCUGACCUGUUCUGAGUAGUUUAAGGCUGCUAGCAAUUUUCAUACCCAGGUAUGCGCAGGAAUCUACUUGGUCCAGGAUGGUAUUGUUGAGCUGGUACAUACGUGUGAUGGGUUUUGAGCGAGCUAUGGUCAUAAUUUUACAUUUCCGAGUGUUAAAUGCCAUUCCCCACUUUAAACUCCAUUGUUUCAGCUCAUCCAGGUCCUGUUGUAGUUUGAUCUGGUCUUCUGGUGAGUGAAUCUCUCUAUACACCAAGCAGUCAUCUGCAAAUAGUCUGCACCUUGUACUCAGGUCGAGUUUAGUGGUAAGGCCAUUAAUGAAGAACAGGAAGAGAAGAGGACCCAGAACUGAUUCUUGUGGCAACCCCGACGUAACGUCAGCUUCCUGUAAAUACUUGCCCUCCACAAGUACCUUCUGCUUCCCACCUGUGAGAAAAGUUUCUAUCCAGUUAAUUAUGUUGUUGUUGACUCCUUAAUGUUGUAAUUUACGGAUGAGCUGCUGAUGAGGCACCUUGUCAAAGGCUUUGCUGAAGUCCAAAACAGCAACAUCUACUGGGUCUUCUUGUCUCGGAUGUUUAAAUCUGGAGCAGCAAUUUGUACGUUUUACCUCAUCAAUGUAUGCAGUAAAGGCACAGCCUGCCCAUACAGACAUGUUAAAGGAGACAGAACAGUAGUGUGUAAGCACUGGCUCAGAGGACUCUGUAAGAAGGGAGAUGACUGUGAAUUUCUUCACGAGUUUGACAUGAGUAAAAUGCCAGAGUGCUACUUUUUCUCCAAAUUUGGUGAAUGUAACAACAAAGAGUGCCCCUUUCUUCACAUUGACCCCUCUGCCAAAAUCAAAGAUUGCCCCUGGUAUGACAGAGGGUUUUGUAGGCAUGGUCCAAACUGUAAAAAUCGUCAUGUUAGAAGAGUGCUUUGCCAAUGCUAUCUGAACGGGUUUUGCUUAGACGGACCAAAGUGUAAAUACAUGCAUCCCAGUUUUGAUAUCCCUGUUUUUGAUCAGCAAACAUCCACAAAGAAAGUCAACAUUGUCUGUCAUUUUUGCUCAGAGCCUGGACACAAAGCGCUGACCUGUCCAAAAAUGAAAACUUCGGAUUCUUCUGAUAAAAUCAAUGUCAUUCAGACCACAGUAGACAGUACCUACCAGCCAGGGACAGGCCAUAAUAUGCAUCUGCCAUACAAACCACCAAUGGGUCAAGAUAACUACAUUGACCCAAGACGGCCACUUGACCAGGUCACAUGUUUCAAGUGCGGAGAGAAAGGGCAUUAUGCAAACAAGUGUCCCAAAGGCCAUCUAGCAUUUUUAGCCUCAUCUUCAGUGAGCUGAUGGGAACAGAUGUGUUUUACCAUUCAACUUUAUAUGUGAAAUAUUUGUUAAAUUGACUUCCAUGUCUAAAGACUGAAAUAGUGACUUUUUAUAAUAUUCUUAUACUCUUGAUUUCAGAUUUUAAAAAAAAAGGUUGAAAUAAAUGAAAUGAUGGAGUAAA